GAUAUAUAUAGAAUAUAGAAGAUCACAUUUUACAUGUAAUGCAAGGUCUGGUGACUGGAAGCUACACCACCGAGCUCUGGACUAUGGCGCAGUCAAAGAUCAUUGCAGCCCUUCGAACACACUCUUCGUACUGCACAGACCCCGAUCUGGUUUUGGAGCUAAAGAACCUAAUUGUGGUAUUCGCUGAUACUCUGCAGGGAUAUGGAUUUCCCGUCAGUCGCCUAUUUGAUCUUUUGUAUGAAGUUAGAAACAAAUAUAAUGAAACUCUGCUUAAGAAAUGGGCUGGACUGUUCAGGGACAUUUUUGAAGGUGAUAACUACAGCCCAAUCCCGGUAGCAAACGAAGAGGAGUACAGAGCUGUAAUUAGCAAAUUUCCUUUCCAAGAUCCAGAUGGUGACAAGGGAAAAGUUGCACAAACUGCUUGUAUGUCAGCCUGCAAACACCUUUCCACAUCGCUGACACAAAUGCUGCUGGACAGCGAGCUGAAACAGAUUAGCAUGGGCGCCAUCCAGCAAUUCAACCUCGAUGUCAUCCAGUGUGAAGUGUUUGCAAGUUCUGACCCUGUCCCGGGAUUCCAGGAGGACACCCUGCAGUUAGCGUUCAUUGACCUCAGACAAGUUGCUGGUUGCUGGUCCUGUUUUGUCAUUAAAGACCUACUUUUGGCCCCAAACUUUUAUCCAUUUGUUUAA
Pseudophryne corroboree (corroboree frog) is the source of this 689-nucleotide messenger RNA. Its product is annotated as exocyst complex component 6-like. The coding region runs from base 39 to 689 and encodes 216 amino acids. The transcript has 7 exons. Gene Ontology annotation, biological process: intracellular protein transport; Golgi to plasma membrane transport; exocytosis. The record is from RefSeq and is a predicted model, not a curated record. Lineage: Eukaryota; Metazoa; Chordata; Amphibia; Anura; Myobatrachidae. Gene Ontology annotation, cellular component: exocyst; membrane.